Molecule: messenger RNA, 855 nt
Organism: Hyaloscypha bicolor E
Lineage: Eukaryota; Fungi; Ascomycota; Leotiomycetes; Helotiales; Hyaloscyphaceae
Product: Metallo-hydrolase/oxidoreductase
Exons: 1
Coding region: 1-855 (284 amino acids)
Source: RefSeq, a predicted model, not a curated record
AUGCCUAUCUCCAUCAGCAUUAUCCAGACAGGCAAGAUAAAGUGUCGCCCCUCAAUGCUCCAGCAACCAGCAGACCGACCAAUCUGGCUUCGUCGCCUGCACGUCCUCACAGACCGGUCCUGGGCUGAACCCAUCCCAGUCCAAGUCUUCCUUAUCUCCCACCCUGAAGGCUACAUUCUUUUCGAUACCGGAUUAUCUCCUCACACCAAAGACAGAGAUUACUUUCCCUCAUGGAUGCCCACAUUUCAUCUCACGAGCAAAUUCGAUAUCAAUGAAAGCCAGGGGAUCGGCGUUCAGCUGCAGGAAAAGGGCAUCGAACCAAAAGAUUUGAAAGCAGUCGUUAUAUCACAUCUCCAUUACGACCACAGCGGAGGCCUUCCUGAUCUCAUCGACGCCCCGAUUUUCUUGCUCGAAGGCGAUUACGAAGCAUUCAAAGAGCCAGUUCACGCCACGUUCGAAGGAGCAACCCCGCGUCAAUGGCCAAAGAACUUCCACCCUUCUUUCCUAAAAGAAAGCAAUUCACAUAUCGGGCCGUUCGAGCAAAGCUACCCUAUCACUGCUGAUGGGAGAGUAGUAGCUGUUCAAACUCCAGGACAUGUACCUAGCCACUGUUCGCUCGUGGUUUUCGCCGAGGAUGCGACAUACUUCCUGACUGGCGAUGCGACGUAUAGCCAAGAAUAUCUGGAUAACGAGCUUACCGAUGGUGUAAAUGAGACUCCGAUGCAGGCUAUCGAGACACUCAAGAAGAUCAAGGAGCUUGCGAGGCAAAUGCCACUCGUCAUUCUUCCGGCACAUGAUAAGAACAGUCCCAAGCGAUUGCAAGAGAGGGUUGCCUAUAAGCCAACGGCAAUUUGA